This is a messenger RNA of Eremothecium sinecaudum, 1560 nucleotides long. It is a transcript of the gene VPS17, whose product is annotated as retromer subunit VPS17. Lineage: Eukaryota; Fungi; Ascomycota; Saccharomycetes; Saccharomycetales; Saccharomycetaceae. The transcript has a single exon. The record is from RefSeq and is a predicted model, not a curated record. Gene Ontology annotation, cellular component: retromer, tubulation complex; retromer complex; endosome. Bases 1 to 1560 code for a protein of 519 amino acids. Gene Ontology annotation, molecular function: phosphatidylinositol-3-phosphate binding. Gene Ontology annotation, biological process: retrograde transport, endosome to Golgi; intracellular protein transport.
AUGGCUUCUACAGUACCUUAUGAUCCUUACGAUCAGGAUGUUGAUAAUAAUCCUUUUUCAGAGCCCUCUAUUCAAGGGAAUGACUCUAUACAGAGGAGCCCAAGGCUAACAGAAGAUCAGCAAGAAAACAACCAACCGUCUACAUCGCCAAAGCCCAAUCUACUACCAGAGCGAAAGUCGGAUAAAUAUCACCUUAUUGUAAAAGUAAUUGGACUAGAACGAGUUGGUUCCCUAACUAAUAGAAGGGAGUCACCUACCAUAAUUUUCGAUGUUUCUACAAAUCUGCCCACAUUUAGAAAACAACAUCACAAAAACUUGAAGAAAGCUUAUGAUGAGUUCCAGCUACUGUUUGAGUACCUUAACAGCUCAAUUCCGGAGACUUUUGUUCCUGCAUUACCGCCCUCCUCUACCAGUUUUGGAAUUAAUAAUGACGAAGAUAUGCAAAAAAUGAUACUAAACUUCCGCAAGUGGAUGGACAGGAUAUGUAGCGAUCCGCUUAUUAUACGUAAUGAGGAGCUGGCGUUCUUCAUGGAAAGCGACUUCAACACCUACAGUCCAACACAUCAAACUAAGUCGCCUGUGUCCGGCCUCCGUCGAAAAACACUUAAACAGUUGCCCCCUCCCUAUGACGAGGUUCUGGAACUCGCAGAAUUCCGGCCGCUCGUCAAAUCGAUAUACCUGACCUCGCAGGAUAUCCAGGCCAAGCUGCUUAAAAUGAGCAAAACACGAAAGCAACUUUCGCAGGAGGAGAAUGCAUUUGGACAGGGCUUCUGCGGCCUGUGCGUCGAAGAUGAGCGUUACAAUAGACUAUACCAGCGUUUUGGGAGAGUGAUCACUGCAGUGGGCGACAUCGACAGCAUCAUGGCAACUUUCGACAUGGCAACCCUGUACGAUAGUCUAAAGUGGGUAGUGAGGGACACCUAUGUAAUCAAAGAAGCCCUCACGAACCGGCAUUUUCUCAUGAAGCAACUACUUCAAGUUCAACAAAAUACCAAGCUAAAGCAAGACAAUGCACGUAAACUCCGUGCAAAGCGUGAUAUAAGUCCACUGAAGGUAGACGAGGCCAUUCGGCAAUUAAAAGUAGCCACAAAGACAGAACAGCAGCUAACAUACAAGCUACAGCGUGUUACAGAGAAUAUGCUCAUUGAAAAGCGCAGGUGGACCUCUUUUCUAGUCGAUUCGCUUCUAUCUGCCGUCAGGGAAUACACACUAAAGAAGAUCGAAUAUGAACGCAAGAAACUCUCCCUUCUGGAGCGCGUCCGCAGCGAUGUGCGAAAUGUAGAUACACAGGGCGGGCUUUCACGUCUUGGCCGUGAAUUACUUACUCCAAGUCCCGUAGUAACCCCUUCUCAAUCGGCCAUCCAAGGUGACGCAUGGACCGCCGAUCCACGUGCAAGUCACGGCGCUGUCAAUACUGAGAUAGACAGCCAAUUGCUUCGCUCAAUUGACGGUUCCCUAGGUGUAAUCCAACAGCAAUCCCAAUCCCAAGACCAAGACUCCAAUGGAGCAUUCUUAGACCCUCGACAGGCUGCCACUAUCUUGGGCACAAGCACUUUUUAA